UUCUCGCUUGUGUUAGCUGAAUUAUUUCUACAUGGAGGGCUCCUUUACACCACACGAUUCAGGCAGCAACAAAAUGUUUAGAAAGGCUGAAUUCCCUCAAGCCAUCCGUGGAGCAGCAGCUCUCCUGAGCGCUCCUCCAGCAGGGCUGGGAGUCACAGGACCGCGACAGCUCGUGUCCAAGGGGAUUUGCAGUUAUUUACAGAGGCACGAGAAGCAAUCCCGGCUCGGGUUACUGGCACCGGAGGUGAAAGCUCAGCCCUGCCGAGGCUGGACGGGCGGGAUGCGCUCAGCCCUCGGCAUCCUCGGCAGGAACACCCCGUGCUUUCCGCACCAGGGAGAGUUCCUGCGGGAGCCAGGCUGUCUCUGGCAGAGCUGGGAGCGGGGUUCUCUCCCGACCGAGCCCGGCAGCUCCGCGGCUGCUGCUCCGGCACGGGCGGGAGGCUCCGCCGGGGGACAGCGCCUCCAUCCCCGCGGGGCCUGUGCCCUGCAGAGUGCGGUCAGCGUGGCAUGCAGCCUGCCGGAGCUCCCAGGAGAGCUGCACAUCUCCUUUCCCAGCCGCAGUGUCCGAGGCGGGGGAGAGCGCACAGCCCUGAGCCGCGGCCGGUCCCCAGGGACACCGCGGGAGCUCAGGCGCGGUGCGAGGAGCAGUUUGACACCCACCGGGCUCUGCCCCAGCCUUCUGGGAGUUGCAAAAGCCCGAUCUGGUGUGAAGCCGGGCGGUUUCAGCCGUGUGUGACUCUCGAUAGCACAGCUGGCCGCGCUCGCUGCCGUGGAACCGUCAGGAACCGUCACGAGUCACGAGUCGAGAUUUAAUAUUGCAAAUAUGUGCAUCCAUCGCUGCUUCAUUGCACUGGCUUAGGCUGCCAUGGGCUCUGCCUGGAUAAAGCACUGGGAAAACACAGCAAGAGCUGUUGUCUCUGUGCCCUCCCUCCGGCACGACCCUGGAGCGCUGCCGGGCACGUGAGAGCUGCGGGAACGACGCUGGCAUCGCUCAGCGAAACUCGCCCCAGGACUAUUCAAAUGAAAGCCAUUCCCCUCUUUGAGCAGAGAUGUUUGCCAGCACCCAGUGCAGCAGUGGGAGGAACGUGUAGGUGGAAACUAUUUGGAAGUGGCAAAAUUUGUGGACAUUAAUAAGAGACUUUAGCCCACUUUGAUAGUGUGUUUAAUAAAACACCGGCUUCCCGGUGACAUGCUGCCCUGCCAAGCCCCAGCAGCUCACGCUGUUUAACCAGUUCCCCCCUGGCUCUUGCACCAUCUCGUGAGAAAGAACCCCGGGCGUGCACAGCCGGCACACCCCGGGGCUGCACAGGCCUCAGCUCUGUCUGCACACGGCCUAAUCAUGGAAUCUGGGACUCAUGGAACGGGCUGCCUCGGAAGGGACCUUAAAGUUAUCCAGUUCCACCCCUGCCGUGGGCAGGGACACCUCCCACUGCAGCAGGCUGCUCCCAUCCAACCCGGCCUUGGACACUUCCAGGGAUGGGAGUCCACAAGCCAAGAGCCAUUUCAGAGGUGACACCCUGGCUGCUGCAGGGGGGCAGGGGACAGCGAGGGGUGACAGCAGGGUUUGGAGGGGCAGGGAGGAUGAGGAAUCGCUUCUCCUCCCGCUGCUGGCGUUGUCUGGUGGAUGCUCUGCACAAUGGGAUCUGAUCACAUCCCUCCUCCUGCCUCACAUCAAACAGUGAGUCAGCGCUGGAGCCCCAUCAGAUGUCUCUGCCUUGGCUUUCAGAUCUGGGAAGCAGAGAGGAUGGUGCUCUGUGAGUAUGCAAAGCAAGGAAAGCAGGGUGCCUUCAGAUCUGCCACUUGGAAAAUACCACGUUAUUUACUUUCCACUGGCACCCACGUACCCCGGCAGGAAUCAGCACCACUGAGGCUCCCAGGCUGGGGAGAUGUUGUUCUUUCGGGGGAUGCAGGUAACAACAGCUACGGGGCUGAACUGCAUCAUGUCUGAGUCAAAUAUUAACACAGAGAAUAUUCUCAACUUGCUAAUUGAGUCAAAAAACUUACACACCCACCCCUAAAAAUAAUAAUAAAAUAAAGCUGGGAGAGGCAGCAGAAGA
Molecule: messenger RNA, 2057 nt
Organism: Pyrgilauda ruficollis (rufous-necked snowfinch)
Lineage: Eukaryota; Metazoa; Chordata; Aves; Passeriformes; Passeridae
Exons: 2
Coding region: 32-736 (234 amino acids)
Source: RefSeq, a predicted model, not a curated record